This is a messenger RNA of Entrophospora sp. SA101, 447 nucleotides long. The record is from the annotation of a GenBank genome assembly. NCBI's taxonomy places the organism in Eukaryota, Fungi, Glomeromycota, Glomeromycetes, Entrophosporales, Entrophosporaceae.
AUGAAUUCGAAUUCUGACGCAUUAUUGGGAAACGGCCUACCUGAAGAAAGUGAGGAUGAAGAAAAAGCUGAAGAUAUUUUAGAGUCAAAUGUUUUUUUAAAUAUUAGCAGCAGUUCAGAAAAAUGGUAUCUCCCUUCAAACCAAACUGUAGAUGAAAUUUUUUCAACAAAUGUCUCUAGUCACAUAGAAGUGACAAAAAAUAAAAAGAAAUUAACACCUGUGGAUAAAGCUAUAUUAAGAUAUGGUGCUUCCAAGUUGAUAGAUCUCUCAUCUAAAAUGAAUGGUUGGUUUACAUUAGAUCAAAUGAAUUUCAUGAUAAAUGAUCACAAAAAAUUAAUAAUUCUUCCGGAUUUACCUGAAGAAAUUAAUAUAUUUAUAUGUAAUAUUGAAAAGGUGGAUAUAUUUUUAAAAGAUUUCUUUCAUGCUAUUAUUAUUAACCUUUAUUGA